AUGGCUGUUGCUGAGGAUAUUGACUGGGGAUUUGUUGUUGAGGUGGUGAUUGAUGGGUCUGCUGCUGCAGUAUCGGCGAUUGUUGAUGCAGUUGUUGCUGAGGGUGCUGUGAAUGCUGCGCCUGGACUUGAUGUUGCGGCAGUACAUGCUGUUGCGGGGGUUGUUGAGGUGGUGUCUGAACUUGCUGUUGCAGUAAUGGAGACUGCUGCUGGAUUUGUGACUGUUGCGGCGAUUGAUGGCGAGGUUGUUGAUGUUGGAAGGCUUGGGGGUGAGGUUGUUGAGAGUAUUGGCCUUGGUGUUGUUGCUGUGGUGGAAGAUGCUGAGCAGGCUGCACUUGCUGUUGCGGGAUGGACUGCACGGGUUGUAUGA
Molecule: messenger RNA, 369 nt
Organism: Fusarium graminearum PH-1
Lineage: Eukaryota; Fungi; Ascomycota; Sordariomycetes; Hypocreales; Nectriaceae
Exons: 1
Coding region: 1-369 (122 amino acids)
Source: RefSeq, a predicted model, not a curated record